Messenger RNA from Pyricularia grisea, 3069 nucleotides. RefSeq lists its product as uncharacterized. Gene Ontology annotation, biological process: DNA-templated DNA replication; DNA repair. Gene Ontology annotation, cellular component: nucleus; DNA replication factor C complex. Bases 164 to 1318 code for a protein of 384 amino acids. The record is from RefSeq and is a predicted model, not a curated record. NCBI's taxonomy places the organism in Eukaryota, Fungi, Ascomycota, Sordariomycetes, Magnaporthales, Pyriculariaceae. The transcript is spliced from 4 exons. Gene Ontology annotation, molecular function: DNA binding; ATP hydrolysis activity; ATP binding.
CUUGAAUUUGAGUAUUCCAUCACAGAAAUCCAUACCUCAAAACCGAUGAGUUUUGUCCUUGCACGGGGGACAUUCGAUCAUAUAAGAUCUGCUACUGCGCUCUGAGAGAUUAUUGUACGGUGAACUGACUUUCGGACGGAAAAUUCCCCUACAAGUAGCCACGAUGGCAAGCUUUUUCGAUAUCAAGGCGCGAAAACAGGCAGCCGCAAAUGGUGCAACCACAGCAAAGCAAGAAAAGCAGAAUCCAGAGAACACAAGGACACAACCAUGGGUCGAAAAAUACCGUCCCAAAACACUGAAAGAUGUCACCGCCCAAGAUCACACCGUAACGGUGCUUCAGCGCACCCUACAAGCAUCCAACCUUCCACACAUGCUCUUCUACGGCCCUCCCGGCACGGGUAAGACCUCGACCGUCCUCGCGCUGGCCAAGGAGCUCUUCGGCCCAGAACUCAUGAAGUCCCGCGUGCUGGAGCUCAACGCCUCGGACGAACGUGGCAUUUCCAUCGUGCGAGAAAAGGUCAAAGACUUUGCCCGCAUGCAGCUCACAAACCCUCCUCCCGGCUACAAAUCAAAGUACCCAUGCCCGCCCUUCAAGAUCAUCAUCCUCGACGAGGCCGACUCCAUGACCCAGGAUGCGCAGAGCGCCCUGCGUAGGACUAUGGAGACGUACAGCAAGAUCACGCGGUUCUGUCUGAUCUGCAACUAUGUCACUCGCAUCAUCGACCCCUUGGCGUCCAGGUGCAGCAAAUUUCGCUUCAAGAGCCUGGACCAGGAGAAUGCUAGGAGUAGGCUGGAGGACAUUGCCGCCAAGGAAGGGGUUGCUUUGGAGCAGGGGGCUGUUGAUGCGUUGAUAAAAUGCAGUGAGGGUGAUUUGAGAAAAGCAAUCACUUUCCUGCAAAGUGCGGCCAGGCUGGUUGGUGCUGUGGGUGCUGCCCCUGCAGGACAAGAAGACAAGAUGGACGUCGACUCGAGGCCAGUGACCGUGAGGAUCAUUGAGGAUAUUGCUGGCGUCAUUCCCGGCAAGACCAUUGAUGCGCUAGUUGAGGCCAUUCGCCCAAGGGGCGCCGCUUUGACCUACCAAGCUGUCUCCAAGGUUGUUGAGGAUAUGGUUGCGGAUGGCUGGAGCGCCACGCAGGUUGUUGGUCAGCUCUACCAAGCUAUUGUGUACGACGAGGGAAUCCCAAACAUCCAAAAGAACGAGAUCGUCAUGGUUUUCUCAGAAGUCGACAAACGUUUGGUGGAUGGUUCCGAUGAGCACCUCUCCAUACUAGAUUUGUGCUUGAGGAUAUCAGUCAUAAUGUCUGGAAGGAAACAAUAAGCUUGGUCGUUUAUGCAUGAUAUUUUGAGCCAACUAAUCUUUUACCCUGGCACCUGGCGUGUGGCGUUUGACGGUAUGGCACAAGAAAUAAAUUUCGCUUGUUGUUCCCCUUUUUGUUCCAUUUGAUCCCACGUGAUGAUUGAACAUCAACCAGCAGCCUCGUCCCCAAUAAGACCGAGGUCGCCAUCCAGCAUUGACCAUAGAUCCACCUGUUGGUGGUCUCUCGUCCUAGCUUGUCGUGGGCUCGUUUUCCCCUGCUGAAGCCAGAGGUCCGAAUCACCACCUGCCUCCUCAUCCCCAUCAGCAGCUUGCUGGCGUCCCAAAAGUCGAUCCACCUCGUCCAAGUGUUGCAUUGAGGCACCCAGUGCGAUUUCUCCCUCUUCCGUCUUUUCUACGACCGUCUCGAGCGUCGCCAGUUUGGCCGCCUCUGCCGCAAAGACCCAGGUCUUGGCACGACUGGAGACGUUGGGUUUUUCGAACCCAGAAAGAGCCCCGUCGCCCAUCAGACCCUGUUGGCGGCGAGCUUGGCCUGUCAUGGGGUACUUGGGCAGAAGUUGACUCUCCUCGGCCAAGUGGUCGAGGAUCUGGCAGGUCUCCUUUGUUUGCUUGGCCAAGAUUGUGUUUAAAUGAGAUUUCUGUAAUAUAAGCCCCUUUUGCUCGUGAGACACUGCUAGAAGAUUUUCGAGGUACGGCGUAAGUAGACUUGUCGCUGCAGCCGGUCUAGGCGGGCCAAGUUUCAUCGUUGAAUUAGUAUUUGCGGUGCCAGGUUUGGGCGGUUCCAUCACUGGUUGACGGGUCGAUGAAGCGGCCUUCAACAAUGACUUGCGCGCCGUGACGUAUUCGCGAUAUUUUUCUUUGAUAACAGAAACUUGCUCCUCCACACGCCGUCUGUUCUCGGCAACCUGUUGUGCAGAAUUCUGCGGCUGCACGGGAAUAUCACCUUCAGUCCCGGAAGUGUGGCCAAGUUCUGCUUCUAUCCACGCAAUCAACUCGUUUCGCGUAAGAGUCAAUGCAGCCAGUUUUGCGUUGUCGGUUAUCGGGGUAUCACCCGACGAUUUGGCCGUCCUUCUUUUCUUGACAACAUCAAGUAGCUGUUCCUCCUUUUUGAGGAGAAGCUUGGCGCGCAGGACUGAUUUCUGCAAUCGGUCUAGAAGCUCGUCAAGGCUCGACUUGGAGAGAGUCUUGUCUAGAACAAAGUUGGUCACGGCCUCGCUGGGAACGUCUGGGAGGGCCGGUGAACCCUCGAAUAUAACCUCGGGGUUCAGAAACUCGGACGAUGCAGCCGGCAUCUGAUCCAAUUGAGCAAGGCGUUUGGUGACGGCUUCCAGACGUUGCCGUUUCCUCUGUAGUUCAAGAGCGACGAGAUGGUCUGCAAGAAAGCCGACCGCCACCCCGUCGGGGGCAGGGGCUGGGGCAAUUGUGGACUUGCUAUCAUGUCGAGCUUUGAGAGCCUCCAACUCCUGCCGCGCCUUGACGUUGGCGUUGAGUGCUUCCAGGUAUUCCCUCUGGAGACCACGGCUUUCAGGGGGUAUUUUGACAGCGGCGGGCAGGUCAACAAGCGCCAGUGGAACCCGCUCGCUGGCUGCACCGUCGAGACUGGCGUUGAGAUGCGCCCCUAGUACCUUGCGAAUGUGUGCGGCUUCAUCUCGUGAUUUUAUGAAGGGUGCCAGGGCCUCCUGGGCCGCCUCCAUGUUUUUUUUAUCAAGACAGUGAAGUUGGACGAAUGAUGGAGUGGGUAUGUUUAAUGACGA